ACGCGCCCCUCUGGGCCGCUCUCGCCGCUGGGCAGCACGGAGCCCCCCACCUCCAAGGUCGGGGUUAAAGUCCCCGGGAGGGGAAUGAGCUCUUUUAAUCACUAACCUCCCGAAAAUAACAGCUUCUGUAGCCGUGAAUAUCUGUAAAUCUCAGCCAAAGUAGCGCAUGAGAGGGAACUGUGAAGAUCGUGCGGGGGAACGCGAAUGGAACAAACUUAAGUGCCCAGGAAUGGGAGGGCGCGGGAGGGCAGGCAGGCAGUGGGACCGGCUGUGUGGAAAGACGGAGUACAUAACACAGUGAAGACGUUUAGAGCUUCCGGGAGCGGUUCCGGAGGAAACUGUGUAUACACAAAAAUACCAGCGUGUGCUCGAUGUGCUGUGUGGGCAAGUCAUAGGGCGCUGUGGAUAGCGCAAGGCUCUCCAGUCCCGGAUUGGAAACCUCUACCCUUGGGGACAAGCCCCUCAUCUCUUGGGCUCCACUUCCUUAUUUUAUGCCCCUAGGGGAGUUGCAGGAGAUGGGGCGUCCCUGUGGGUGGCGGCCCAGCGCAGUGCAGGAGUGCAGGUUGGCCUAGGGACAUUGGACCCCACCUGAGAUUCCUGGCUCCGCACUCAGGGAAUCUCAGGACGCGGUGGUGCCUUGUGAAGUGCCAGUGGGAACCCUGCAAGGUUCAAUCCUGCCUUGUCACAAGAGUAAACCCUCUGGGCCUCAGAUCAAAACCUCUGGACUCCACCCAGCUCUUUGACACAUCCCAUCUACCUUAUCCAAAGCCACAGGCCCCUCCUGCUGUGCAGGCCGUCCUAGCCUCAGCCCUCACCUGCUAGGCUAUGGCAGGACUUCUGUUCCCCAGAUCCUCGCUGGCUGGCUCUACAUCUCCAUCCGCUGUCCCAGUUGGGAGAUGCCUUCUUGGACCACUUGUCUAGGAGCAAACAGCAAGGCGACCCCUGCUGUCUCACCCAUGGAGCCCUUUAUUUCUUAGCACAAUCACUAUCGCCAUCACCAGUGCUACUUAAUCUCCAGCUGGAAUUCUGUGCUUUGGCUGCUUUUUCAUUUAAUUAUGUAUUGUCUGUUGCCCCAGAAGAGUCUAAUUUCUGUCCUUACCUAUUUUGUCCACCUUGGUACCUCAGCACCUAGGGCAGUGCCCAACAGAGGGUGGCUUUCCCUUUUGGCCUUUGAAUUAUGCUGUUAUGAAGGUGGGUGGGCACAUGGUUCUCCAAGACCCUGCUUCAAUUCUUUUGAGUUUAUACGCAAGCAGAAUUGCUGGAUCAUGUUUACUUUUUUGAGGCAUCUCUGUACUGUUCUCCAUAGCUGGACUAUGUCACAUCCCCUUCAGUGGUGCCAAGAGUUCCAACCUGCACUUCGCUCCAACCCUUGCUGUUUCCUGUUUUUCUUGAUAGUAGCCAUUCUAAUGGCUGUGGUGUGAUGUAUUAUUUGUUUUGAUUUUUAUUUCCCUGAUGACUAGUGAUGUUGAGCAACUUUUCAGGGCUUAUUGACCAUUUGUAUUCCUUGGAGAAAGGUCUGUUUGAGUCCUUUGCCCUUUUUUGGUUUUGGUUUUGUUGGCUCUCUGCCCUGGCUAAGCAAGCACUCUAGCCCUGAGCUACAUCCCUAACCUCCCUUUGCUUACCUUUGAGUUGAGUUUGUUUUUUUUUUUCUUUUUUUUGUGAUUGAGUUUUACCUGAGUUGCUUUUUCUGACAGUGCAAGUGGGUGUGUGGGAGGGCCCUUGUCUCCCCCAGAGUGACACAGUUAUUUUGCAGAUAGUGGUGGGGUAAAGCAGAUGCAGGCCUCCUCUGUGCCUUUGAGGCCUGCUGGGGAGAACUCACAUUUUCCCAGAGGAGCAAAGCACACACAGAGUUCAUCCCCAGCCCCUAGAACCACGUCGUGUGCUGGCCACCAUCCGUGUGUACUGCCUCUCUUGCCCCACUGGGCCCUGCUGUGGCCUUGUAGUCCUGAAGGCUGGGGCACAAAGUGGCAAAGGGACUCGCAGGUUACACAGCCCUGCCUGGGAUCUGGACCAAGUCCCUCUUAUGGGAAGUCUCCAUCGGCCUAAGCCAUCUCCCUGCAGAAACUUUGGGAUCACUGGCUGGAAACCAGGUCUAACCCAAGUCCCCUUUUUCACAAGUGGAGAAAAAAGGCCGACCUGGUACCACCUAGUAACAAUGCCCCACCACUUCUCCAGUGCCAGCUCUGCCUUCAUGUGCCCAGUAGUAUAGUUUGGUGGCCCUGCCCUUCCUCUCCUCAGGCUCAUCUGUUUUCUAAGGGGGCAUCUUGGAGAGACCGGAAGGCCCAGAAAGCACAAGUCCUUCCCAGCUGUAGCUCAUUUCCCAGGUUCUCCUCUCUAACACUGCCUUUGUGGAAGAUUUCAAGUCCCCUCAGAAAAAAUUUUGGAAAGUUCUGGCUUUGACAUCUUGCAUGAUUUGUUUCCUAAGGCCUUCUUCUCCGGAGUAUGCCUUGUCUCUCUGGAGGCGCCUUUUUGUCUGAUGUGUUUGUCUGUCCUUCAUGAAGCCAUGAUUCAGUACAGUUUGACCUCCCUGCCUUUCCCUCCCCCUGAGGUUAUUUUCUUUUCCAGAUUGUUGCUUCCACCAAGAAGAGCAACUACAUCUGAACACCCAGGGCCACCAUACUGAAUCAGUGAGAGAAUCUGUCCUUCUAUAACAUGGCAGGGAAGAAAGUGCUGAUCGUCUAUGCGCACCAGGAGCCCAUGUCUUUCAACGCGGCCCUGAAGGACGCAGCCGUGCGAGAGUUGAGCGCGCAGGGCUGUGCUGUCGCUGUGUCCGACUUAUACGCCAUGGGAUUCGAGCCGAGGGCCACCAGGAGCGACAUCACGGGUACCCUCUCCAACCCCGACAGCUUCAAUUAUGGGGUGGAGGCCCACGAAGCCUUCAAGAAGGGGGCGCUGGCUGGCGACAUCCUUGCUGAACAGAAAAAGGUGCAGGAAGCUGAUCUAGUGAUAUUUCAGUUCCCGCUGUACUGGUUCAGCGUGCCAGCCAUCAUGAAGGGCUGGAUGGACAGGGUGUUGUGCCAGGGCUUCGCCUUCGACAUCCCCGGAUUCUACGAUUCUGGUUUUCUCAAGAGGAAAUUAGCCCUCCUUUCCUUAACCACAGGAGGUGUAGCCAGCAGUUACACAAAAGCGGGUGACUAUGGAGACUUCCGGUACUUCCUGUGGCCACUGCAGCAUGGCACAUUGCACUUCUGUGGAUUUAAAGUCCUUGCACCUCAGAUCAGUUUUGCUCCUGAGUAUUCAUCAGAAGAAGAAAGAAAAUCGAUGGUGGCCUCAUGGACCCAGCGGUUGAAGAGCCUGUGGACCGAAGAGCCCAUCCAGUGCUCGCCACCGUGGUACUUCGGGCAGUAACACCUGCAUCUCGGAGACCCACGCGCACAGGAGCAGACGCUGUCAUGAAGCAAGGUUCCCACAGAGAACCAGAUCUAGUGCAUGUGCCCACGGGUGAGUCCAGCCGGGUCACAUAGUCCACUACAGUGGCUUGUUUUCAUGGAUUCUGUCAGCUGGUCAGUGUUCACCCAACUUUUCAUUUCUUUAGCAUUUAUCUAAACAUGUCUCACUGUGUUCGGUCUUCAGGGAAGUUUUAAUUUCCAGAUCUCUGGACGUGGAGCUGGAUUUGUUCUUUUUUUGUUUGGAUGGUUUUAUUUCAUGACUCAACUUCAGAGUUCUUUACUUUCAUAGGAAAGUUUAAUCCAUUCACAGCUAAUGUUUUAGUGCUAUGUUUGUACUUGUUUUUUCUUUCUUUCUCUUUAUACUUGCAUUGUGACCAUGAAGUUUUAAUUGAAUGGCUAGUUACCAUGUUUUUA
Messenger RNA from Fukomys damarensis (Damara mole-rat), 3803 nucleotides. RefSeq names its product N-ribosyldihydronicotinamide:quinone reductase 2 (gene Nqo2). Gene Ontology annotation, cellular component: cytosol. Gene Ontology annotation, molecular function: NAD(P)H dehydrogenase (quinone) activity. The record is from RefSeq and is a predicted model, not a curated record. The transcript has 6 exons. The coding region runs from base 2653 to 3348 and encodes 231 amino acids. Lineage: Eukaryota; Metazoa; Chordata; Mammalia; Rodentia; Bathyergidae.